GGCCGGUCUGCGCGCAGGAAACUACAUCUCCCGGCAGAGCUAGCGGCUCCGCCCCUCAGCUUCCGGUCGCGUGUGGCCGGGCGGUGCUACGGGAAGGGAAAGGCGCCGGCCCCGGACCCCCCCGGCCGGGCGCAGGGAGCCGCUCGCGGCCUCAGGCUGGAGUCGCCGGUGGAGCGCGGGUCCCUGAUGGACACCUCGGAGCCGGGCAGCGCGGCCGAGGAGGAGGAGGAGAAGGCGUCGGAGCAGCGGCCCCGCACCCGCUCCAACCCCGAGGGGGCCGAGGACCGGGCCCUGAGCGCGCAGGCCAGCGUGGGCAGCCGCAGCGAGGGCGAGGGCGAAGCGGCCAGCGCCGACGACAGCCCGCAGGGCCCCGCCGCGCCCAGCGCCAAGGCCUGGCAGGUCCCGGCGCCCCCCGUCGAGUUCCAGGUCAAGACGCCCAGAGUCAACUGCCCCGAGAAGGUGAUCAUCUGCCUGGACCUGUCCGAGGAAAUGUCGCUGCCGAAGCUGGAGUCCUUUAACGGGUCAAAAACGAACGCCCUGAACAUCUCGCAGAAGAUGAUUGAGAUGUUCGUCAGGACGAAGCACAAGAUCGACAAGUGCCACGAGUUCGCCCUGGUGGUGGUGAACAACGAUGCCACGUGGCUGUCCGGCUUCACCUCCGACCCCAGGGAAGUCUGCAGCUGUUUGUACGACCUGGAGACCAUCGUCUGCAAAUCCUUCAAUCUGGAAGGCCUCUUCAACCUCAUACAGCAGAAGAUCGAGCUGCCGGUGACGGAGAACGUGCAGACCAUCCCGCCCCCCUAUGUGGUGAGGACCAUCCUGGUGUACAGCCGGCCGGCCUGCCAGCCUCAGUUUUCCAUGACGGAGCAGAUGAAGAAAAUGCUUCAGUGCCCAUAUUUCUUCUUCGACGUGGUGUACAUCCACAACGGGGCUGAGGACAAGGAGGACGAGAUGAGCUGGAAGGAGAUGUACGCCUUCUUCAGCAACUUGGACACCAAAGGCACCAACUACAAGUACGAGGUGUCCCUCACAGGGCCUGCCGUGGAGCUGCACAACUGCAUGGCCAAGCUCUUGGCGCAUCCCCUGCAGCGCCCGUUCCAGACCCACGCCUCGUACAGCCUGCUGGAGGAAGAGGAGCCCGCCGAGAUCGAAGCCACCGUGUAACUGGUGCCGUGGGCCUCCACGGGGGCGUCUGCAAUGAAAUGCAGGCGGCCUCUCAACUCGCUCCCUGCAGAACGGCGGCCCUGUGCCUGGCAGGCAGGUCUGUAGUGUCUCUAGUGGGUUAUGGAAUAGAGAAAAUCCCACACAAUUUGCUGAUUCGUUUUGAUGCACUGGCUGGGGGAGUAGUUAACUGAUUGCACGAUUUCACAAUGAUUACACACUUCAUUUAUACAACACAAUUUUAUUUUAAAACUCUUUGCUAAGUAUACAACACUGCUUAGCUUUAAGAAACACCACAAACAUUAAAAACACAAUAAUUACAUAUAUCAGAAACAAUGCUCCGAAUGCACUUCCUUCCCAAACAAUACUAUAAGAAUUAGUGUUACAAAAACAACUACAAUUACAACUAAAAGUUAAAUUUGAAUCAAUACUAUUAUUUUUCAUAUUAUACUUACAAUCCUAGAAUUCCGAGAAGCCAAAUACCAAAAUACGGUUUCAUUCCUCAGUAGUACGAUUUAAUGGGUUGGCCUCAGUAGUACGGUUCAAUGGGCUCGCCUCAGCAGUACAAUUCAGUAGGCUGGCCUCAGCAGUGAUAGGACUAAGUCCCCUUCCUUCAGUCCCUUUUGGGUGCUCUGCAGCUUCAGCGUGAACUAAGAGAUUCGUGUUCACGGAGAGGUUAGUUCAGGUGAUCAGUCUGACCCGGGCUACACUUGCGAUUCUUCCUUCGUUGUUCUACAAGUAUAGUCACCUCCAAAUUGGGACAGUAAGUUACAGUUUUUAUUGAGUGAGCUGCCAUCAGUGGGCUCCUCCUACUCAACCUUUUAGCACGGAUCUUUGAAAACUCUUGGCGCUCUGGUGUAGUGCCCGAAGACUGGAAGAAGGCCAAUGUGGUGCCUAUCUUCAAGAAAGGGAGGAAAAUGGAUCCGGCUAACUAUAGGCCCAUCAGCCUGACUUCUAUCCCAGGGAAGAUCUUAGAAAAGUUAAUUAAAGAGGCCAUGCUUAAUGGACUGGCCGACGCCAACAUCUUAAGGGAUAGCCAGCACGAGUUUGUUGCGGGUAGGUCUUGCUUGACCAAUCUCAUUUCCUUCUACGACCAGGUGACCUAUCACCUGGACAAGGGGGAAGAGAUUGAUGUCAUAUAUCUUGACUUCAAAAAAGCCUUUGAUCUGGUUUCCCACGAUCACCUCUUGGAGAAACUGGCCAGUUGUCGCCUUGGGUCCUCCACGAUCCACUGGCUGGAAAACUGGCUCCGGGGUCAGACCCAGAGGGUAGUAAUUGAUGGAAGUCACUCAUCGUGGUGUCCUGUGACCAGUGGGGUCCCCCAGGGCUCUGUCCUUGGACCCAUACUGUUCAACAUCUUCAUUAAUGAUGUGGACACUGGAGUCAGAAGUGGACUGGCCAAGUUCGCCGAUGACACCAAACUUUGGGGCAAAGCAUCCACGCCAGAAGACAGGCGGAUGAUCGAGGCUGACCUGGACAGGCUUAGCAAGUGGGCGGAUGAGAAUCUGAUGGUGUUCAACGCCGAUAAAUGCAAGGUUCUCCACCUUGGGAAGAAAAACCCGCAGCAUCCUUAUAGGCUCGGCAGUGCUACGCUGGCUAGCACUAUGGAAGAAAGAGACUUGGGGGUCAUCAUUGACCACAAGAUGAACAUGAGCCUGCAAUGCGAUGCUGUGGCUAGUAAAGCGAGCAAAACGCUGGCUUGCAUCCAUAGAUGCUUCUCAAGCAAAUCCUGCGACGUCAUUCUCCCCCUGUACUCGGCCUUAGUGAGGCCGCAGCUGGAGUACUGCGUCCAGUUUUGGGCUCCACAAAUCAAAAAGGAUGUGGAGAAGCUUGAGAGAGUGCAGAGAAGAGCCACGCGCAUGAUCAGAGGUCAGGGAAGCAGACCCUACAACGACAGGCUGAGAGCCCUGGGGCUCUUUAGCCUGGAAAAGCGCAGGCUCAGGGGUGAUCUGAUGGCCACCUACAAGUUUAUCAGGGGUGACCACCAGUAUCUGGGGGGACGUUUGUUCACCAGAGCGCCCCAAGGGUUGACGAGGUCGAAUGGUCACAAACUACUACAAGAUCGUUUCAGGCUGGACAUAAGGAAGAAUUUCUUUACUGUCCGAGCCCCCAAGGUCUGGAACAGCCUGCCACCGGAGGUGGUUCAAGCGCCUUCAUUGAACACCUUCAAGAUGAAACUGGAUGCUUAUCUUGCUGGGAUCCUAUGACCCCAGCUGACUUCCUGCCCUUCCUUUGGGCAGGGGGCUGGACUCGAUGAUCUUCCGAGGUCCCUUCCAGCCCCAAUGUCUAUGAAAUCUAUGAAACCUGUCAUUACCCCCAAAUUUGGGCUCGGAUCUUACUCAACAGAUUCUUUUGCCUUCGUUGAGCAUUUUAAAUUACCUUUGGGAAACUUCCAUAUCACUGCAAAUGCCCUUUUCUUACCAAUCUGGUCAAAAGGCCUCAGGGUUUGAUCUCUCAGAAUUCAGGAUAUUUGCUCUCUUCGUAAAAGAUUUCUAAAAGAUUCAAAUUAAGACUUUAAGCGAAGUCAGGACCUUUUACGCGUAGUCCCCAAAACAAUGAGCUAGAUCAGGAGAUAAAUCUUAUCUUCUUCCUGAAACUGGCUAACGGGCAACCUUUACAAACAUUCAAACUGUUUCAUUCAAUAUGACAUGUAGGAAGCCGGUUGCGUCUCAAAUGCUCCCCACGGAGACGCCGGUCUGAAUAGCCUUUACCUUCUCUCUUUUCCAGUUAAAAGGUCAGAUCUUUGCCUUGCCAGAGAGGGCCUUGGAGGGGCUGGCCCUCCUUUGUAGCCCAGCGAGGGCAGCAUUUUUGAGUGAACUCAACUUUAAAAAAUAAAAAGUACGCCCAAGUCCA
Messenger RNA from Alligator mississippiensis (American alligator), 4014 nucleotides. It is a transcript of the gene BABAM1, whose product is annotated as BRISC and BRCA1 A complex member 1. The transcript has 9 exons. Bases 187 to 1164 code for a protein of 325 amino acids. Gene Ontology annotation, cellular component: nuclear body; BRCA1-A complex; BRISC complex. The record is from RefSeq and is a predicted model, not a curated record. Gene Ontology annotation, biological process: double-strand break repair; positive regulation of DNA repair; mitotic G2 DNA damage checkpoint signaling. NCBI's taxonomy places the organism in Eukaryota, Metazoa, Chordata, Crocodylia, Alligatoridae.